AUGGUUUUAGAGGCUACAGUUCUAGUUGUUGAUAACUCUGAGUACGCAAGAAAUGGUGACUUCCCCAGAACGAGGUUUGUAGCGCAGAUUGAUGCGGUUGAGUACAUUUUCCAGGCGAAAAGAAACAGCAAUCCCGAGAAUACUGUGGGUCUAGUAUCUGCGGCGGAGUCUAACCCCAAAGUGUUGUCGACGUUCACAAACGAGUUUGGUAAGAUCUUGAGCGGUUUGCACGAAACGAACAUAGGGGGGUCGAUCCACUUCAGCACUGCUAUUCAAAUUGCUGCAUUGACCUUGAAGCACAGACAAAAUAGAGUGCAACGCCAACGAAUUAUCAUAUUUGUAUGCAGUCCAAUCACGGAAGACAGACAAGAUUUGGUUAAAAUGGCCAAGAGAUUAAAGAAAAACAGCAUUGCGGUAGAUGUUAUAAACUUCGGCGAGACCGACUCCAAUACUGCACUUUUAGAAGAAUUUGUGGAAACCGUAAACAGCGGACAAGAGGACAGCAAAUCCACCCUAUUGAAUGUGAAUCCUGGUCCAAAGUUGCUUUACGAACACAUCGCUGCAUCCCCAAUCAUACUCGAAGGAUCUAAUGCCGAGGCAGGGUUUACAAUGGGUGGAAAUGAAGACUUCAUGGACUUCGGUGUGGACCCUUCUCUAGAUCCAGAAUUGGCAAUGGCCCUACGUUUAUCGAUGCAAGAAGAACAAGAAAGACAAGAACGUCUAAGACAGCAGUCCACCGAACAGUGA
Molecule: messenger RNA, 747 nt
Organism: Kluyveromyces marxianus DMKU3-1042
Lineage: Eukaryota; Fungi; Ascomycota; Saccharomycetes; Saccharomycetales; Saccharomycetaceae
Gene: RPN10
Product: proteasome regulatory particle base subunit RPN10
Exons: 1
Coding region: 1-747 (248 amino acids)
Biological process (GO): proteasome-mediated ubiquitin-dependent protein catabolic process
Cellular component (GO): nucleus; proteasome regulatory particle, base subcomplex; cytosol
Molecular function (GO): polyubiquitin modification-dependent protein binding
Source: RefSeq, a predicted model, not a curated record